Molecule: messenger RNA, 2434 nt
Organism: Apus apus (common swift)
Lineage: Eukaryota; Metazoa; Chordata; Aves; Apodiformes; Apodidae
Gene: CDT1
Product: chromatin licensing and DNA replication factor 1
Exons: 10
Coding region: 32-1909 (625 amino acids)
Biological process (GO): DNA replication checkpoint signaling; DNA replication preinitiation complex assembly; mitotic cell cycle
Cellular component (GO): nucleus
Molecular function (GO): DNA binding; DNA polymerase binding
Source: RefSeq, a predicted model, not a curated record
CGCCGCCGGAGCCGCCGCCGGGGCCGCCGCCAUGGCCCAGCUCCGCCUCACCGACUUCUUCGGCCGUACAAAAGCGGCCACCGGAGCCCCGGCCAAGCGCGGGGGCCGCCGGCUCAAAGCUGCCCUUGCCCAUCCCCCGGCGCACCGGGAUGCGGAGGAGAACGGUGCCCCCGCGGGGCUCAGCGCCCUCCCGCCGCCGCUGCCCCCCUCGCCGCGCACCCCGGCCCGCGGCGGCUCCCCGGGCGUGCGGGGGCUGGCCGGGAGGAAGCGGAGCCGCCGGGAGAUGGAAGAGGAACCGUCGGCCGGGGUUCGGCCCCGGGAACCGAGCGGGAAGUCGGCGCGGAAGAGGCUGGAGCUGCGGCGAGAUUGGGAGCCGGGAGCGCCGGGCGCGGCCACUAGCCCCUCGUCUCCAGCCACUGCUUGUCCCCCGAUGUCACCCUCACUGGACCUGGCAACAGACCCCCCAGCCAGCACCACCUACUCCCCCAGCCAGGGCCAGGAUGGGGGGACACAGCCUGGAACAGCCCCCCCGGGGACAACCAGGCGCCUGCAGCAGGAGGACCUGGCCAGGCUGCAGAGCCGCCUGUGGAAGAUGAAGGAGCUGUCCCAGCUGCCACCCGUCCCCUCUGGGACCAGCACCGACCUGCGGAACCGCCUGGAGCGGGUUCGGCAACUGGAGUUGCGGAUCCGUGAGAAAAAAGCAGGAAGCAGAGCCCCGGCGGGAGCACAAGCAUCCGGGGGCAGCGGGGCUGCAGCUCCUGCGGCAGAGGCUGGUGAGAAGACCCCCGCAUACCAGCGGUUCCACACCCUUGCCCAGGACGUGGCCCCAGGGCUCACCCUGCCCUACAAGUUCAAGGUGCUGGCAGAGAUGUUCCGCAGUGUGGACACCAUCGCUGGGAUGCUCUUCAACCGCGCCGAGACCAUCACCUUCGCCAAGGUCAAGCAGGGGGUGCAGGACAUGAUGCGCAGGCAGUUUGAGGAGCGGCACGUGGGGCAGAUCAAGGCGGUCUAUCCCACUGCGUACAGGCUGCGCCAGGAGAAGAACAUCCCCACCUUUGGCAACGGCAGGAAGAAGUCUGACUACCAGCUCACACUGGAGCCGGUGCUGGGGGAAGAGGAGAAAGUGGAUGGCCGCCCACACUUGUCAGCUUCCCGCUUGCUGGAGCGCAGGAAGGAGUUCCACCGCAACCUGGUGAACAUCGUCAAGCAGCACCACAAGGCAUUCCUGGCUGCCCUCAGCCCUCCCAUGGUGGUCCCAGAGGAGAAGCUGACCCGCUGGCAUCCCCGCUUCAAAGUGGACGAGGUGCCAGACAUCAGCCCGGCAGAGCUGCCGCAGCCGCCCCAGGAGGAGAGGCUGAGCACGGCCCAGGAGGUGCUGAGCACAGCCCGGGGGAUGAUGCCUCCCAAGAUGGAAAAAGCUCUUGCCAACCUGGCCUUAAGAACCGCUGAAGCCGGUGCGGGGGAACCAGCGGUUUCCAAAGCACCGUCCCCUGCCAGCACCUCCAGUGCUCUGAAAGGGGUGUCCCAGGCCCUGCUCGAGAGGAUCCGUGCGAAGGAGGCGCAGAAGCUGCAGGCGCUGAUGACGCGGGACGCGCGGCAGGAGGAGCGGGUGGCCAUGCUGGGGCGGCUGCCGCCCAUGGCCCGCAUCCUGCGCAACGUCUUCGUGGCCGAGAAGAAGCCAGCCCUGACCAUGGAGGUGGCUUGUGCCCGCAUGGCUGAGAGCUACAAUGCACAGAUGCCUCCCGGGGAGAUGGAGAAACACUUGCGCCUCUUCGCAGAGCUGCUGCCCGACUGGGUGGGGAUCCACAUCACCAGGACAGACACCUACAUCAAGCUGGACAAGGGGAAGGACCUCGGCCUCAUCGCCGAGAGGCUGGCCAAGGCGGUGAAGGAGGCAGAAGCCUUCUGAGAUCCCCCAGGGUCGAGGCUUCUCCUGUGCCAUCUCCUCUACAUGUAGCAAAUCCCGACUGUGCUCCGGGGACUGGUGUGGGCUGGCGGGAGGGUCAUCCUCAGGGAUGUCUGAGGAAGAGCAAAAAACCUUAAUUUAACUAAUUCCUCUACCAGGGUCCAUAGGGACUGUAGCUCCUCUAACCCUCAAGCUGCAGGCAGGCAGUCCUGUGUCCUGGAGUGACGAAGCAAGCAGUGAAGAGGAGUUUGUCACCUCUUCUUGGCUUUGCUGGUCUCUCCUGAAGGCUUGAUCCAGGUUUCUCCUGAAGAUUUGAUACAGGGAGGUUUCUUCCAUUAACCGGGUCCUGAUGGGGUUGGAGGCAGGACAAGAGGAUGACAGGUAGGAAGGAGUGAGAGAAGAAGUCAUAAGUUGAUGUUUUUGGAGUUCUGGGCCUUGUUCUGUUUUUAAGGGAAGGAAAAACCAGCUCUGGCUGGAAACAGCUACAGGACUUGUCAAAACAUAUCGGUAUUAAAUGUUUUAAAUAUA